Messenger RNA from Pediculus humanus corporis (human body louse), 1551 nucleotides. RefSeq names its product Succinate semialdehyde dehydrogenase, putative. Gene Ontology annotation, biological process: GABA catabolic process. NCBI's taxonomy places the organism in Eukaryota, Metazoa, Arthropoda, Insecta, Psocodea, Pediculidae. Gene Ontology annotation, molecular function: succinate-semialdehyde dehydrogenase (NAD+) activity. Bases 1 to 1551 code for a protein of 516 amino acids. The record is from RefSeq and is a predicted model, not a curated record. The transcript is spliced from 3 exons.
AUGUCGGAACGUGAUUUAACUGAAAUUGUAACAUGGCAACCUUGCGUCAGAAAUUUAAAUCAAUUAAUGGAUUUAUCAAUUACAUCAAUUUCUUCCUUUAAAGAUAAAUCGUUUGUUAAUGGAAAAUGGGUUAAUGGUGUUUUAAAUAAAAAAUUUGAUGUCGUUAAUCCGGCUACUGGUAAGAUAAUAGGGUCCGCGCCAAAUCUUAAUGUCGAAGAUGUUUCAGAGGCCAUCAAUUAUGCUUCGGAAGCAUUUAAAUUAUGGAAAACAACUACGCCCAAAGAAAGAUCUGAUUUACUGAGACAAUGGUAUAAUCUUCUUGUUAAAAAUGCCGAUGAAUUAGCGGAUAUAGUGACAGCAGAAUCAGGAAAAUGUAAAACUGAGGCUUUAGGUGAAGUCAAAUAUAGUAAUUCUUUUGUAGAAUGGUUUUCCGAAGAAGCUCGUAGAAUUCAUGGAGAAGUAAUUGAUGGACAGGCCAAAAGUAAACAAAUGAUUUUCAUUAAACAACCCAUAGGUGUUGUUGGCUUAAUCACUCCCUGGAAUUUUCCAGUUGCAAUGAUAACUAGAAAAGCUGCAGCUGCUUUAGCAGCCGGUUGUACUUGCAUUAUUAAACCAGCUGAAGACACUCCGUUAUCAGCAUUAGCAUUAGCUGAUUUGGCUGAUCAAGCUGGUUUUCCUCCUGGUGUUAUUAACGUUGUGACAUGCGAUAGAAAUAAUGCUCCUGAUAUAGGUAAAUUGAUAUGUACACAUGAUUCUGUAGCAGGGAUUUCUUUCACAGGAAGUACAGCUGUAGGGAAAAUAUUGUAUAGCCAGUGUUCUACUGGUGUUAAAAGAAUUGCUUUAGAGUUAGGAGGAAAUGCUCCAUUUAUUGUUUUCAAUUCUGCUAAGUUAGAUGAAGCAGUUGAAGGAGCCAUGGCAUCCAAGUUUAGAAAUUGUGGUCAAACAUGUGUAAGUGCCAACAGAUUUUUGAUUCAGGAAGAGGUUGUAGAUGAAUUCAUUUCAAAGCUUUCAUCGAAACUAGAUUCUUUGACAUGUGGGGAUGGGUCGAAACCAGGUAUUUCAAUGGGACCUUUGAUAAAUGAAAUGCAAAUAAAUAAAGUUAGUAGUUUAGUUGAUGAUGCCAUAUCAAAGGGAGCCAAAGUGAUUAAAGGAGGAAAAAAAUUGACAGAAUUGGGUAAUUUAUUUUAUGCUCCCACAAUUCUUACCAACAUAAAACCUGAAAUGAAUUGUUAUAACGAAGAGAUUUUCGGGCCAGUUGUUCAAAUCAUAAAAUUUAAAACAGAAGAAGAAGCUAUUGAAAUAGCUAACAAUACCAAAUCAGGUUUGGCUGGAUAUUUUUACAGUAGCGAUUUAAAUCAAAUAUGGAGGGUGUCUAAAAAAUUAGAAACUGGAAUGAUAGGUAUUAAUGAAGGAAUUAUAAGUUGUCCUGAAGCAGCUUUCGGAGGAGUCAAAGAAUCUGGUAUUGGAAGGGAAGGAUCUCAUUAUGGCAUUGAUGAGUUUGUUUACAUAAAAUAUUUAUGUUUUGAAAACAUAUUCGAAGGUAAAAAUUAA